UUGAACGGGGAUCCCCAGGUGCCAUUUGGGGAGGUGUCAGCUGUGCGGGACUGGCUGGGAGUGAGCGGUGCGGUUGGCCGUCCGGAGCGAGAGCACCCGCGACGUCCAGUUCUGGGUUGGGCCUGCGGGCGCUCUGAAGUAAGCGGUGCCCGCUUUUGGGGCUUGCUCCGCACACUGUGCGGCCUGGCUGGUGCCCCGGUCUUCUUUGCCCGCUGCUUUGUCCACAACCUAUGCCCACUGGCCUUUCUGAACGGAGCAGGACGCAACCUGACGCCGGCCGAUCUGCCCCGUGAGGUUCGGGAGCAGCUGCUGGUCAUCUGUGAGGCCUCGCUGAGGCGGGUGGUGACGGCGCUGGGAGUGGCCACAGUGGUCGGGGUGGGUAGAGUGGCUGAGGGCAGGGCCCGCCGGGCGCUGGGCGACGGGGUGAGGGUGCUGGGCAUCCCCCAUCCUUCACCACGCAACCCCAACGCCAACCGGGGCUGGGGGAAGGAGGCAGCUGAGCUGCUACGGGACCUAGGAGUGGUCACACUCGCGAUGGAGGGGUGAGGGGAGUUCUCUCCCCUUGCUCCUCUCUCUCCCCCCUCCCUCGCUCCUCUCUCUCUCUCCCCACUCCCUCGCUCCUCUCUCUCUCUCCCCACUCCCUCGCUCCUCUCUCUCUCUCCCCACUCCCUCGCUCCUCUCUCUCUCUCCCCCCUCCCUCGCUCCUCUCUCUCUCCCCCCUCCCUCGCUCCUCUCUCUCUCCCCCCUCCCUCGCUCCUCUCUCUCUCCCCCCUCCCUCGCUCCUCUCUCUCUCCCCCCUC
Messenger RNA from Mobula hypostoma (lesser devil ray), 800 nucleotides. RefSeq names its product single-strand-selective monofunctional uracil-DNA glycosylase 1 (gene smug1). The annotation marks the transcript as partial. The transcript has a single exon. NCBI's taxonomy places the organism in Eukaryota, Metazoa, Chordata, Chondrichthyes, Myliobatiformes, Myliobatidae. The record is from RefSeq and is a predicted model, not a curated record. Gene Ontology annotation, biological process: base-excision repair. Gene Ontology annotation, molecular function: single-strand selective uracil DNA N-glycosylase activity; oxidized pyrimidine nucleobase lesion DNA N-glycosylase activity.